UGAACCGCUCCAGGGACGGCGCUCUAGCCGUGCGGAAGGCUGCCCAGUGCGCUGCCUCGUCCCGCUUCCGGCCGGUCUUCGUUCCGCUUCCGGUCCGACGCUGGCGUCAUUGCUAAGGGUCACAUUGAGCUUCGAGGGGCUUCAGGAGCAUCCUUAGGAGUCAGCACUAUGGCAGAGGACAUCAAGACCAAAAUCAAGAACUACCAGACUGCUCCCUUUGACAGCCGCUUCCCCAACCAGAACCAGACGAGGAACUGCUGGCAGAACUACCUGGACUUCCACCGCUGUGAGAAGGCAAUGACUGCUAAAGGGGGUGACGUCUCCGUGUGUGAAUGGUACCGGCGUGUGUACAAGUCCCUCUGCCCCAUAUCCUGGGUGUCAGCCUGGGACGACCGCCGGGCAGAAGGCACGUUUCCUGGGAAGAUCUGAACUGGCUCCGCCCCACCUUCUCUGUCCUCCGUCCUUCUCCCCAGGGUGGUGAAGGGGGACCUGGGUACAUAGUGAUCCCCACCCUGGGGUCCUGAAUCAUGGCUUAACUAAUAAUAAAUACUCGUUGGAAGAGUGUAAGGCUGUGUAUAUGUAAAAGAGCUGGAUGAUGGGGCCAGAAGCUGGGGCGGAAUUAGUACCUUGACCAGUAAGAGAGACUGAAUUCAGGGUGGUUUUUUUUUUCUUUUUUUAAAUUUUUCUUUUCAUAAACUUUGACCACCUCUUCAUUACCAGACAGUAGAGUGAGUGAUUAUACAAAAUAGCCUCAUGUUCCUGUAUGUGCUAAAAUUUAUCUGUAUGUUCUCCUUUAUUAUCUGUAUAAUUUUUAAAAACUUAUGUUUUGAACCACAUGAAAAUAGUAUAAUAAAAACUCCUAUGUACUCAUCA
Molecule: messenger RNA, 873 nt
Organism: Orcinus orca (killer whale)
Lineage: Eukaryota; Metazoa; Chordata; Mammalia; Artiodactyla; Delphinidae
Product: cytochrome c oxidase subunit 6B1
Exons: 4
Coding region: 169-429 (86 amino acids)
Cellular component (GO): respiratory chain complex IV; mitochondrion; mitochondrial inner membrane
Source: RefSeq, a predicted model, not a curated record